Messenger RNA from Cantharellus anzutake, 2940 nucleotides. RefSeq names its product Cse1-domain-containing protein. Gene Ontology annotation, molecular function: nuclear export signal receptor activity; small GTPase binding. The transcript has 11 exons. The coding region runs from base 1 to 2940 and encodes 979 amino acids. The record is from RefSeq and is a predicted model, not a curated record. NCBI's taxonomy places the organism in Eukaryota, Fungi, Basidiomycota, Agaricomycetes, Cantharellales, Hydnaceae. Gene Ontology annotation, cellular component: nuclear envelope; cytosol. Gene Ontology annotation, biological process: protein export from nucleus; protein import into nucleus.
AUGAGUGAGGUUUCGUCGCUUUUCGCUGCGUCCCUCUCUGUGGAACACAGAAAAAGCGCUGAGGCCGAGCUUGAGAACCUUUCGGUCCAACAAGGCUUCUUACCCUAUGUGCUACAAAUCGUGCUUGACCAGAACAAGGCAGUAACGAUUCGGCAAGCUGCAUGUCUCUAUUUCAAGAACCAAAUACGAAGAAGGUGGGAAGACGAAGAUGAGCCACCUAUUUCUGAAGCCGACAAAGCCACUAUACGCGAAAAUCUGGUCACAUCAAUGGUUUCGCUCUCCUCACCAACAGACAAGUUAUUGAGGAUGCAGAUCGGGGAGGCUGUAUCUGCUGUUGCGUCGUCCGAUUUCCCCAACUCAUGGGGCGAUUUAAUGGCGCGUCUGGUCAACUCGUUCUCUUCGACGGACUACAACGUGAACUUGAGCGUACUUCAAACUGCGCAUAACAUCUUCCUUCCGUGGCGCGCUGCUACUGCUUCUAACGAACUGUAUUCUACCAUCAACCUCGCCCUCAGUCAGUUCCAAGAUUCCUAUUUCGCCUUGUUUCGCGCCACCGCGCCGCAUCUCCUCACUGCUUCAAUAACGGAUGUUUCUGUCUCGUCGCUGCUCGGAGAGACAAUGGAAUUGCUCUUCUCCCUCUAUUAUGACCUUGUCGCUCAGGAUCUUCCCCCAGCAUUUGAAGACGUACAGGAUGAAUUUUUUGGCAAAGAUGGUGGGGAUGAAGGGUGGUUCCUCAAAUUCUUGAAAUGGGACCCGCCCCUUCUGCAGGGUGAUCCCGAUGAUCCCACACCGUCCAAACCCCUUUGCAUUCGCACCAUUAUUUUGGAGAUCUGCGAGCUGUACACACAAAGAUACAAUGAGCUUUUGUCGCCCCGUCUCGGUGCCUUCAUCCAAACUGUGUGGGAGCUGAUAGGUGCAAGCGGGGACACAAUUCGCGAGGAUGCGAUGGUGACUCAGGCAAUCCGCUUCCUCAGCGUCAAUAUCAAGAGUGGAUCCCGGAAAGAUCUGUUCAGCCAGGAAGGAACGCUUCAGAGUCUGUGUGAACGUAUUAUCAUUCCGAGUAUGGCUCUCCGAGAGCACGAGGUGGAACAAUUUGAAGAUGAUCCGCUAGAAUAUAUACGGCGAGACCUCUCGGCAGCGGCUGAGGCGGCUGGGUCGACUCGUCGACAUGCUGCUGGUGAUCUUGUCCGUGCUCUUAUGUCAGUAGGGUUCGAAGGUCAAAUUACCGAAAUUAUCAUGAACGCCGUGAACCAGGCAUUGGCAACAUACAAGACCGACCCGAACGAGUGGAAAGCGAAAGAUGCUGCCAUAUAUCUAUUUACAUCAAUUGCCAGCUUAGGUACCACGACUAGUCAAGGUGGCACUAGCACCAACGCUCUCGUGGAUGUCAUCAGCUUCUUCUCCGAAAACGUGUACUCAGAUCUGAUCACUCAAGAUGGAUCUGUGCAUUCUAUUUUGCAAGUAAAUAGCAUUCGCUUCAUCUACACCUUCCGUUAUCAGCUAACAAAAGAGCAGCUCUUGGCAGUGCUACCUGCCCUUAUUCGUCAUCUUUCAUCAUCUAAUUACGUCUCGUACACCUAUGCCGCUGUUACAAUCGAAAGGAUACUCUUCAUCAAGCGAGAAAAUCAUAUGCUUUUCUCGCAAGUUGAUGUCGCCGAGACUGCUAGGCCAAUCUUGUUGGCUCUGUUCACCAAAAUUCGCGGCUCAACUACUCCAGAGAAGAUAGCAGAGAAUGACUACUUGAUGAAAUGCGUAAUGAGAGUUGUCGUUACGGGCCGUCAAGCCCUUUUCCCAAUUUUUCAAGAAAUCCUUUCGCCCUUGGUUGCUAUCCUUACUGAGAUCAGCAGGAACCCCAGUAAUCCAAACUUCAACCAAUACUGCUUCGAAAGCAUCGCCGCUCUCUUAAGGUUUGUCGUCGCGGCUAGUCCUACAUCCCUAGAAACAUUCGAGAACACGUUGUUUGCUCCUUUUCAGUCAAUUUUGAAAAAUGACGUUGAUCAGUUUGUCCCUUACGUGCUUCAGAUUAUCUCCCAGAUGCUUGAGCUCCAUACGGGGACAAUACCGCCUAACUACGGGGCAUUUCUUCCCCUCUUACUUACUCCAGUCCCAUGGCAGCAAAAAGGAUCUAUUCCAGCGCUGGUGCGACUCCUCAGGGCGUACUUGGUGAAGGACGCUGCCAGCAUCGUUAGGAACGGGCAGCUAAUGGCCAUCUUGGCUGUCAUCCAGCAGCGUCUCAUUCCUUCUAAAAUGAAUGAUUCUUAUGGGUUCGAGCUCUUACAAACGGUCAUAGUCAAUAUCUCAGUUGGGGAAUUGUCGAAGCAUUUCAACGUCAUCCUUUUGACACUGUUGAACCGUCUUCAAUCGACAAAAACGGAUAAGUAUGCUUUAGGGUUUGUGCAGUUUCUAUGUUUCACCAUGGCUGUCCAAGUGGAAGGUUUGAACCCAGGUUUCGUGGUGAAUGCCAUUAAUACUAUUCAGGGGGGCUUAUGGACUUCGAUACUGGGGAAUAUUGUGUUGCCGCAACUGCCGAAGUUUCUUCCUAAGGACAGGAAGUUGGUGACUGUUGGUUUGGCAAGAUUGUUGACCCAGUGUGACGAGAUGCUCCAACCACCGAAUUCUACAUUAUGGCCAUCGACUCUCGUUGCUUUAUUGGAGCUGUUGAACAUGCCAGGCCUCACCAAGGAUUUGGGUACAGAUGCCGAUACUGAAGAUCUCUCAUCUAUCGACCAUGAAGAACAGAAUGCAGGGUAUCAGGCUGCCUUUACACGCUUGGCUGCUUCCACACCGCCAAAAUUUGACCCUGUUGCGUAUGUAGGUGAUGCAAAGGGUUAUUUAAAGUUGGAGUUGUCAAGAUUCGCCAGAAACGAUUCGAGGGCAGACCCUCUGUUGGUAACAGCUACUCAGGGUUCGCCGCUUCUCCAGGUGAUGUUUGCGUCAUAG